CGGGCAAUAAGAUAUAUAGUUAUAUAACAAUCAGCAGGGCUGGAAUCUUAGACCCAUCAGCCAGGUCGCACAUGACUCUGCUGCGAUCACGAUUCGGUUGAUUGGCGGGCGGUUCGGACGUCAUCACACCAGCCGAUUCCUCUCGAUCGGUAUAACCAAACAUGUCGACCGAAUCUACAAAGACGGCACGAGAUGUCGGAUUGACCUCCAACGACGACGACAAGCGCCCCGAAGAAGAAGAGGCAUGGACCGUCCACUCGCUCUCCUUGACGAGAGAGAUCGCUUUCGUCAGCGUCGUCUCCGCCUGCCAGCUCUCUACUCAGAGCGGCCUCGGAAUGGCCAUCGCCCCGCUUCACAUCAUCGGAAACGACAUGGGUAUCGGCGGAGAACCUGCUUAUCUAAGUUGGUCUCCCGCAGCAUACAGCUUGACGGUGGGGACGUUCAUCCUCAUCGCCGGGAGGAUAGGCGAUCUCUACGGGCAUAAACGGGCGGUCAUCUGGGGUUGGGUUUGGUACGGAUUCUGGAGCUUGAUAGGAGGCUUCUCCGUCUACGUACACCCUCACCCAGACAUCUUCUUCGACACCAUGCGAGCCAUGCAAGGCAUCGGUCCCGCCUUCCUCCUCCCUAACGGAGUCGCCCUCCUCGGCCGCUCCUACCCACCAGGCCCUCGUAAAAACCUCGUCUUCUCCAUCUUCGGCCUGACAGCCCCUACAGGGUUCAUCGUCGGAGCCCUCUUCUCCUCCCUGAUCGCGCAAUUCGGCUGGUGGCCCUGGAUUUACUGGGCAAACUGUAUAGCCUGCUUAGUGUUCGCCGGAUUGAGUUGGGGUUUCAUUCCGCCGAUGGACGGGUAUAACCCGGAGAGGGAGAUGAAGGGGAGCUUGGACCUCCCUGGGUGUUUGACGGGGGUGACGGGGUUGAUCCUCAUCAACUUUGCUUUCAACCAAGGGCCUGUGGUCGGGUGGCCGACGGUUUAUGUUUACGUGCUCUUGAUCGUCGGGUUCUUGUUCAUGGGAGCGUUCGUCUGGUUCGAAAGUCGAGCGCCGUACCCGCUCGUACCGAUGAAUAGCCUGACCCGGGAACUAGGCCUCGUCAUGGCCGCCAUCGGAGCAGGUUGGGGUUCGUUCGGGAUCUGGAUCUUCUACGUCUGGCAAUUCUGGCAGAUUUUACGAGGAGACUCUCCGCUUAAAGCUACGGCUCAGAUGCUCCCCGUCAUCUUCUCCGGAGCCUUUGCAGCGCUGAUGACCGCCUUUCUCAUCAGCCGGAUCAGACCCGGUUUUCUGUUACUCGGCAGCAUGCUCGCCUUUGCUACGGGCAACAUCAUCGCCGCGGUCACCCCUCCCAGUCUCAACUACUGGGCAGCGAGCUUCAUCGCCAUGCUCAUCAUGCCCAUCGGGAUGGACUGUUCGUUCCCAGCUGGGAACCUCGUCGCCUCGGCCUCGAUGCCGAGACAUCAACAGGGAUUGGCGGCCUCGUUGGUGAAUACCGUGCUGAACUAUAGCAUCUCGAUAGGGUUGGGGAUAGCUGCGUUGGUAGAGACGAGGAUCAAUCGGGAUGGGACCCAGGUGCUGGAAGGGUAUCGGAGUGCGUUUUAUGUAGGGAUCGGGUUGGCCACGCUGGGGAUUGGGGUUAGUCUGGUACUCGUCUGGGCGACGAGGCCGCGGGCAAGACCAACACAAGCAGGGGGAAAAGCAACGAUGGAUGAACCGAUCGAAGGCGUAUCGAGCACGACCUCUUGAUGAGCGUCCAGGAAAAACACACAGGUUUGAAUCGAUUCUUUAC
Molecule: messenger RNA, 1779 nt
Organism: Filobasidium floriforme
Lineage: Eukaryota; Fungi; Basidiomycota; Tremellomycetes; Filobasidiales; Filobasidiaceae
Product: major facilitator superfamily domain-containing protein
Exons: 4
Coding region: 162-1736 (524 amino acids)
Biological process (GO): transmembrane transport
Cellular component (GO): membrane
Molecular function (GO): transmembrane transporter activity
Source: RefSeq, a predicted model, not a curated record